Messenger RNA from Pseudomyrmex gracilis, 345 nucleotides. RefSeq lists its product as uncharacterized. The record is from RefSeq and is a predicted model, not a curated record. The transcript has a single exon. The coding region runs from base 1 to 345 and encodes 114 amino acids. NCBI's taxonomy places the organism in Eukaryota, Metazoa, Arthropoda, Insecta, Hymenoptera, Formicidae.
AUGUCUACCAUGUUAUCAAACGAGGCUCAACUGCGUUACAUGAUAGAGUGGUUUCGGGAGUGGUCCGAAAUGCAGCGGAGCGAUUUUUUGGGAAUCUUCCUGGAAAACUGUGGCCCUCCGGGGCUUGUAAACGGAUUGGUGGCUGGGAUGGAAAAAUUGGAUUGUGAGGGAUCAGAUAGGCCUCCGAGCUUGUUCCAAUGUCGCGUUAAACUCUUCAGAGAGUGGAGUAGCAAUUGGUCCCAGCACGAGAAAGACUCCUUAUUGGCAGCGAUUAAGAAUAUAGAUGACAAGUUUGCUGAGAAAUACGAAGAAAGAUUAUCAGCUUUGAUGGAGGAUAAACAAUGA